UACUAUAACAAAAUUGCAGCAAUGAAGUUCUAUGAAGGCAGCAAUAUCCUCAAAUUUUCAUGGGAGCAAGUGGCUCAGGGUAUCUGGCAGCGUUACCCAAACCCUGAAAGCUCUCAUGUUCUGUCUGAGGACACCAUAGUCAGGAAAGUCAUUGGACAUCAGCUGCACUCCAAAAGGAUAUUAACUAAAACAAAUCGUAUGCCAAAAUGGGGUGAACGACUGAUCAAUGCCCGGAAUGUCAGUAUCAUUGAAGAAUCUAUUGUGGAUCCAAUAAGAGAAAUGUGUACAUACACAAGGAAUGUUGGGUUAACCAAGGUUAUGAUUGUUUUUGAAAAGGUGAUUUACAAACCAAGCCCAGAAAACCACAAUGGACAGAAAGCAGAAAGGAGGGCAUGGAUUGACUCAAAAAUAUUUGGAUUUGGGUAUGCAAUACAGAAAUUUGGUAUCGAGCGCUACAAGAAGAACAUUCAGAAAACCAAUUUAGGAUUUACCUAUGCUCUCAGCAGGCUGUUUCCAGUUGCUGACAGUCCUACUGAAACUUCAAACACACAUCAUCUCACUUUAGAAGAAAGGAAACAAAGGUUUGUCAAUUUAAAGGAAGCUGCAAGGGAAACUGCCAAGAGAGCUAAGGAGUUGGCUCAAGAAAAGGCUGGGCCUAUUUAUGCUGCUUGUGAAAGGG
Molecule: messenger RNA, 679 nt
Organism: Cherax quadricarinatus
Lineage: Eukaryota; Metazoa; Arthropoda; Malacostraca; Decapoda; Parastacidae
Source: RefSeq, a predicted model, not a curated record